Messenger RNA from Beta vulgaris subsp. vulgaris (sugar beet), 1392 nucleotides. RefSeq names its product putative UPF0481 protein At3g02645. The transcript has 2 exons. NCBI's taxonomy places the organism in Eukaryota, Viridiplantae, Streptophyta, Magnoliopsida, Caryophyllales, Amaranthaceae. Bases 1 to 1392 code for a protein of 463 amino acids. The record is from RefSeq and is a predicted model, not a curated record.
AUGGAUCACAAUCCUACUGAUCUGAAGAGAGAAAUUGAAAGAAAAUGGGAGAUCUUAGGACAUGAGAGGCCAGAAACUCUGAAAGCGGAAUAUCCUUCGCAACCGUCUAUUUACAGGGUUCCAGAACAUCUUCGAGAGCUCAGUAACAAUGCUUACAUACCGUGGAGAGUAUCAAUUGGUCCUUAUCACUACAAUAAUCCGAAAUUUUGGGUUAUGGAAGAACACAAGCUGGAGUAUAUGAAGGCUUUCAUUAAUAGAGCGUCGCACAAAAAAUUAGAGGACUACAUUAAGGUUGUCGAGCAACUAGAACCGAUGGCGCGCUUUUGCUAUGCUGAUCGAACAAUAGGCCUCAUCCAGUCCAAAGACUUUGUUGAGAUGUUACUUAUUGAUGGUUGCUUCAUAGUAGAGUUCCUUCUUAGAAAGAUUCAAAAAUUAGCACUUGUUGAGAUGGAACCUACAAGACGAAGUUAUGGUCAAAUGUACGAAUUUGUCGGAAGUAUUUCCCCCUUCCGACCCACGCAUGAUAUCAUAUUCCGCAGUACAAGAACUUCGUUUGAAGUACGGCGUGAUCUGAUCUUGUUGGAGAAUCAACUUCCAUAUGAUGUCCUUGAGAGGUUAUAUGAUCUCACUUUUAAUAAACCAGAUGAGGCAUCGUCUUCAUAUGCCCAUUCACAAGAAAGUAACCAACUUCGAGAAAGAAUCGGUGUGUCUAAUGUGGCGAAUCUUGUUAGUUUCUUGAAAAUCUGCUGCCGACCUUUCCCUACCACCUAUCCACCUGAUGUUGCCUUGCCAGUUCCUACAGAACCAGCAUGUCUUUGCAGCCUAGAUGGCAGAGACACAAAGGAAUUUCGGGUCCCUAGUGUAACACAGUUGGCGAAAGCUGGCGUUCAUUUCAAAGCUAGUAAAAGCCCGUGGCUCAGUAUAGAUUUUGCAAAUGGGGUUCUGGAGUUGCCGGCUUUGAGUAUAUGGCAUCAUACAGAUACAUUUUUCAGGAAUGUGAUGGUGUACGAGUUAUACACCGAGGCUAAUCAUACCAGAACUACAACGAUUAGUGACUAUAUGUGUCUUAUGGAUGACCUGAUAAAUUCAAAAGAAGAUGUUGCUCUACUUACAAAGGAAGGUAUUAUUCAUAACUGGUUAGAGUCAGAUGAUGCAUUAUCAGAUCUAUUUAAUUCUAUUACUAAGCACAUCUUGGCAGACCAUGCAUCCUAUGCAAGAACCUGCAAGGAUCUCAAUGACUUUCUUAAGAAACCAAUGCCAAAGUACAAGGCAAUCCUUCGACAAAAUUACUUCAAUGAACCAUGGGCGAUUAUAUAUUUCAUCACUGGAGUGCUCAUACAAACUGCUGCUACUAUCAUACAGGCUGUCACUGAUAUUCGCUCUAACAAGUAG